Chinchilla lanigera (long-tailed chinchilla) is the source of this 2695-nucleotide messenger RNA. It is a transcript of the gene Alpl, whose product is annotated as alkaline phosphatase, liver/bone/kidney. The record is from RefSeq and is a predicted model, not a curated record. NCBI's taxonomy places the organism in Eukaryota, Metazoa, Chordata, Mammalia, Rodentia, Chinchillidae. The transcript is spliced from 12 exons. The coding region runs from base 395 to 1969 and encodes 524 amino acids. Gene Ontology annotation, cellular component: plasma membrane. Gene Ontology annotation, biological process: dephosphorylation. Gene Ontology annotation, molecular function: alkaline phosphatase activity.
CGGCGGGGGAGGUGGCCCGGGCCGCGUCGCGCUCCCGCCACCCCGCGCCCACUCCCCGCUCCCCGAGCGCACGCCCCUGGUGCCAGGACAGACCCUCGCCCACGAGUUCCGCGCAGAGAGAAGGCCCAACUAGCUUGGUACCUCAGUGUCUGUCCCCAUGCCUGGCCUCUAAUAGAUGUUCAACAAAUACUUGUUGAAUGAAUCAAGGAUGAAUACCUGCAUGAAGAAGUGACCUCCAGAGAUGCGCCCCAUGUCUCUCUGUCUCUUUUUUUCCCCUCUCUGAUGUCUAGGAUUGGAACAUCAAUUAACGGCUGAUCACUACCAGCCCACUUCCUCCCGCCCACGUCCAUCACAUCUCUGGGUUCCAGUGAAGAAGCAGGUCUUGGGGUGCACCAUGAUCUCACCAUUCUUAGUACUGGCCAUUGGUACCUGCCUUACCAACUCUUUAGUGCCAGAGAAAGAGAAAGACCCCAGUUACUGGCGGAAACAAGCCCAAGCGACCCUGAAAAAUGCCCUGGCGCUUCAGAAGCUCAAUACCAACGUGGCCAAGAAUGUCAUCAUGUUCCUGGGAGAUGGGAUGGGCGUCUCCACGGUGACAGCCGCCCGAAUCCUCAAGGGUCAGCUCCACCACAACCCUGGCGAGGAGACCAUGCUGGAGAUGGACAAAUUCCCCUUCGUGGCCCUAUCCAAGACGUACAACACCAACGCGCAGGUCCCCGACAGCGCGGGCACCGCCACCGCUUACCUAUGCGGAGUGAAGGCCAAUGAGGGCACCGUGGGGGUGAGCGCAGCCACCGAGCGCACCCGGUGCAACACCACCCAGGGCAACGAGGUCACCUCCAUCCUGAGCUGGGCCAAGGACGCUGGGAAAUCCGUGGGCAUCGUGACAACCACACGGGUGAACCACGCCACCCCCAGUGCCGCCUACGCCCACUCAGCCGACCGGGACUGGUACUCAGACAACGAGAUGCCCCCGGAGGCCCUGAGCCAGGGCUGCAAGGACAUCGCCUUCCAGCUCAUGCACAACAUCAAGGACAUCGAUGUGAUCAUGGGGGGUGGCCGGAAGUACAUGUACCCCAAGAACAGAACCGACGUGGAGUACAAGAUGGACGAGAAGUCCAGGGGCACGAGGCUGGACGGCCUGAACCUCAUCGACAAAUGGAAGAGCUUUAAACCAAGUAACAAGCACUCGCACUUUGUCUGGAACCGCACCGAGCUCCUGGCACUCAACCUUCACACCGUGGACUACCUCUUGGGUCUGUUUGAGCCUGGGGACAUGCAGUACGAGCUGAACAGAAACAACGAGACCGACCCUUCGCUCUCUGAGAUGGUGGAGGUGGCCAUCAAGAUCCUGAAGAAGAACCCCAAAGGCUUCUUCUUGCUGGUGGAAGGAGGCAGGAUUGACCACGGACACCAUGAGGGCAAAGCCAAGCAGGCGCUGCACGAGGCGGUGGAGAUGGACCAGGCAAUCGGACAGGCCGGUGCCAUGACCUCUUUGAACGACACACUGACUGUGGUCACGGCUGACCAUUCCCACGUCUUCACCUUCGGCGGAUACACACCUCGGGGCAACUCUAUCUUUGGUCUGGCCCCCAUGGUGAGCGACACGGACAAGAAGCCUUUCACUGCCAUCCUGUACGGCAACGGGCCUGGCUACAAGGUAGUGGAUGGAGAGCGAGAAAACGUCUCCAUGGUGGACUAUGCUCACAACAACUACCAGGCCCAGUCUGCUGUGCCCCUGCGCCAUGAGACGCAUGGCGGAGAGGACGUGGCCGUCUUUGCCAAGGGCCCCAUGGCGCACCUGCUGCACGGCGUCCACGAGCAGAACUACAUCCCGCACAUGAUGGCCUACGCAGCCUGCAUCGGGGCCAACCUCGACCACUGUGCUCAGGCCGGCUCUGCGGGCAGCCCUGCCCUGGCGCCCCUGCUGCUCCUGCUGGUGCUGAGUCCCUUGCAUGUCCUCUUCUGAGGGCUUGGGCCCAACACCUGGGAGCCCACGACAGAUGGCCGGGCUCUCUCACACCGCUGCCCGCCCUGGGCAGCCCGCACCUCAAGGGCAGGGAGGCCGAGGCCUCCAGAACCUCUGCAGCUGCCAGGAGGGGGACCCAGGAACCAAAGUCUGCUGCCUGCCUCACUCCCCUCUGGAAUCCUCCACAGGCUGGCCUGAUACCUGGCCUCUGGGCCUGGCUCCCUCCCCGCUGCCCUUUGGCCAACAGGAUAGGUUCAUCCUGGGCACUCAGAGCAUAGACUGCAGGAAUCCUGAAAGCAUCUUAUUUUUCUAGCAGAUAUAUUUCUCCACACCCAGAAGCCUCCAUGGAACAUUCCAGACCUGAUGGACCCUCCCAUCCCCUCUCCCUCUGGAACACACUAGGCCCCACGCUCAGUCCCCCAAGCCACGCCCUGCCUGCUGUGGAGACCGCCUCUCCUCGGCCUAGGAGUCUCUUGCCCACUCCAAGGGUCCUGCGGCUCCCAGGAAGCCACCUCCUAGGCCUGGCUGCCCACCAGGGCGGCCGGGCUGGGCAGAGUGACCUGGCGGGUUACGUACGCCACAGUUCCAAACACACAUGCCAGCUCCUCUCUGAGGCGACUCUCCUGUUUGGAACUAAAAAAAAAAAAAAAAAAAUUCUCUUUUUGGUGUUGGUUAAAAGGGAACACAAAACAUUUAAAUAAAACUUUCCAAAUAUUUCUGAGGACA